Messenger RNA from Nicotiana attenuata, 541 nucleotides. RefSeq names its product photosystem II 5 kDa protein, chloroplastic-like. The record is from RefSeq and is a predicted model, not a curated record. The transcript has a single exon. Bases 85 to 420 code for a protein of 111 amino acids. NCBI's taxonomy places the organism in Eukaryota, Viridiplantae, Streptophyta, Magnoliopsida, Solanales, Solanaceae.
AACACACACCAAAUUCCAUUCCUUUGCACAAAACAGAAAACAAGUAAUAAGCAAUCAAACUAGGAAAUUUUUUGAGUUGAUCAAAUGGCUUCAAUGACAAUGACAACCUCCUUGGCCGGCGGCUCCGUCGCGGCCUUGACCAAAGUCCCGGCCGCGAACCGCCGCGGGGUUGUCAUGGUGAAGGCAAGCUCAAAGGUGCCAUGUGAGGGAGAAAAUGUUGUAAUGAGCAACAAGAAAGAGAGCAACAACAGUGGUCGGAGAGAGUUGUUCAUCGCCAUGGCGGCCGUUGCCGCUAGCUCAGUGGCAAAGGCCGCCAUGGCUGACGAGGAGCCAAAGCGUGGCUCCCCGGAAGCCAAGAAGAAGUACUACCAAGUUUGUGUUACAAAUCCAACUGCUAGAAUUUGCCACAACGCAAAUUAAGAGAGGGGAAGUGUAUGUUGUCUUUAUUCUUGUUAUUAUGCAUGUUUUUUGUUAAUGUAAAAAGGAAAAAAAAUUAAAUAAGACAUUGUUAAAGCUUUCUCGUGCAAAUUUAGUAUUUCAA